Cherax quadricarinatus is the source of this 1525-nucleotide messenger RNA. The record is from RefSeq and is a predicted model, not a curated record. Lineage: Eukaryota; Metazoa; Arthropoda; Malacostraca; Decapoda; Parastacidae.
AUCCGGUUAUUGAAUUCGGCGUAGGUGUCCUACUUUGAUGGCGCUUAGACAAGGGUGUUCAUCUGUCUUAAUUGAAGACUUUUAAUUCAUAUUUCUAUUUACAAAAGAAACUCGAGUUUCCUUUCCUUGCACCGCCCAGUUCUGGCCAAAACUUACAUAAUCAAGUAGGACUCGAGUAGAUGUUAGCUGACACUGGCUUGUAAAACCCCCAACAAGAAGAGAUUCAUGUAAAAGGAUGGCUUUACAUGGGAUACGAGUCAUUGAGAUGGCAGGACUAGCCCCUGCACCAUUUUGUGGCAUGAUUAUGGCAGAUUUUGGUGCAAGUGUCAUUAGAGUAGACAAGCCAAGAACACCAGAUAUUGACCGUUUAGGCCGUGGAAAACACUCUAUUGUUUUAGAUGUGAAGAAGCCAGAGGGAAGAAACAUUGUAAAAAGAAUUUGUACUAAUGCUGAUGUACUCAUUGAGCCGUACAGAAGAGGAGUAAUGGAAAAGAUGGGUUUAGGGCCAGAAGAACUUAUGAAGACUAAUCCCAGACUUAUUUAUGCCCGACUGACUGGUUUUGGACAGUCUGGGCCCUCUGCUGACAUGGCUGGACAUGACAUAAAUUAUGUAGCACUAUCAGGUCUCCUAUCACUUCUGGGACGUAGAGAAGGUCCUCCUACUCCACCAAUCAAUUUGCUGGCAGACUUUGCAGGUGGAGGUCUCAUGUGUGCACUAGGCAUUGCUCUUGCCUUGUUUGAACGCUCAAAAUCUGGGCAGGGCCAGGUCAUUGAUGCCAACAUGGUAGAAGGGGCAGCAUACACUGGGACAUGGUUGUACGCCUCUCGUGAUCUUCAGAUAUGGGGCAAAUCCCGUGGCUGUAAUUUGUUAGAUUCUGGUUCUCAUUUCUACGAUACUUAUGAGACCAGUGAUGGUCGUUAUAUGGCUGUUGGAGCCAUUGAGCCUCAGUUUUAUGAGCAGUUGAUUUCACUUCUUGGUCUUAACAUUGAGGAAGUUGGACAGUUUGAUGAUUUUAGUGCCAUGAAGAAGAUCAUUACGGAUAAAUUUAAAGAAAAGACACAGGAAGAGUGGACAAAGGUCUUUGCUGGAAAAGAUGCUUGUGUCACACCAGUCCUCACGCUAGAUGAAGCUCCUCUUCACCCCCACAAUGCACAACGUGGAAGCUUUAUUCCGUCAUCAACACCUGGCUACUUUGAGCCAGGUCCUGCACCCCGCUUCUCACGCACUCCUGGAACAGCAGGAACAGCAGCUCCCAAGUGUGGCCAGCAUACACUUGAAAUUCUUGCUCAGUUAGGCUACAGUAAGGAUGAGAUAGAGCAAUUGCUCCUGAAUGAAGUUGCCAUAGUGGCCAAAGAAAAAGCUCAUCUGUGAUUUUUCUAUGUACAAUAAUGUUCACUAGAUACUGUAGUUUUAUAUGAGAUAUGUAUGUAUAUUAUAUUUAUGGGAAAGCCCUAAACCCAUAGGGAGCCUGUAUGUAAAUAUAUCAUGUACUAUUACUUUCAAAAUAAAAACAUAUAAUUAUAA